AUGAGUACCGAAACUAAAAUGGGUGACGAGAAUAACAAUAAACAUUUUGAAUAUCCCGAAAAUCCUGAAGACUUUGAUUUUAGUUCACUUACACUGGAGAGGGGCGACACUCCUCAAGAUAUUAAAGAAAGGUGUUUUGACUUGUGUCACGACUAUUUGGGAGGCGUAUGGCGUCGGGUGAACAUCGAUGACAUCGAAGUCAAGCGACUGAGCGGUGGUCUCACCAAUCAGUUAUACUAUUGUGCUCUCAAUGAAGACCAUAGAAAACUGGUGACAACUGAACCAAAAGAGGUGGCCAUAAGAUUGUAUUUGGAAAAGCAUUUCAAUAAUACUGAUCACGAGGGCAAUGAGAGACUUACAGAUAAUUUGGGACCAAAAAUAUACGGACUCUUUGAAAGCGGACAAAUCCAGAAAUAUUAUCAACACAAAUGCUUUCGUACGGAACAACACAAUGACUUAAAACUUGUACAAGAAUUGGCUCAAAAGUUGGCGAGAAUUCACUCGACAGUGGUUCCCAUAAAGAAGAACUCGAAUUGGAUUUUCGACUUUUUCGACAACUCAUACGACGACGCCUACAAACUGUUUGAUUUAAAGGCAUUGUAUAGAGAGACCAAUUGUGAGACAUUGCUUAGACAUGAUUUGAAAGAAGAGUUGCAAUGGCUUAAGAAAGUGAUCACUAAAAUCGAUUCCCCCAUAACUUUCACUCACAUAGACUUCAGGGGCUCUAAUAUAAUGAUCACAGAAAAUGAUGGAAUAGUUGUCUGUGACUUCGAGUACUCAUGCAAUGGGAACCGUGGCUACGAUUUUGGCACUAAAUUUGCUGAAUGGGGCCGAGAAUUGGCUGAUGUUAUGAAGCAAUUUGAAUUUCCCGAAGACUCGGCAUUUAAGCCAUUCAUUGAUGAAUACAUCAAAGAGUCCACAAAAUUAUUGGGAAAGGCAUUCAGCUCAGACAAGAGAAACACAUUCUCGCACAUCUUAAAAGAGGGCAAAAUAUUUACAUUGGUUUCCAAUAUGUUCAUGGUCCUAUUAUCACUUAAGAACAACGAUUCAUUUGUCAAAGACGUCCCGUUUGAUAAAAAGGAGGCAAUGCCCUAUAGUGACCUCAUGUAUAGGAACUACUAUUAUCUCAAAGAUAGUUCACUAACACUGGAGAGGGGCGACACUCCUCAUGAUAUCAAGAAAAGGUGUUAUAACUUGUGUCAGGACUAUUUGGGUGGCGUUUGGCUCCAGGUUAACAUCGAUGACAUUGAAGUGAAACGACUGAGCGGUGGUCUCACGAAUCAGUUAUACUAUUGUGCUCUCAAUGAAGACCAUAGAAAACUGGUAACAACUGAACCAAAAGAGGUGGCCAUCAGAUUAAAACUGGUGACAACUGAACCAAAAGAGGUGGCCAUCAGAUUGUAUUUGGAAAAGCAUUUCAAUAAUACUGAUCACGAGGGCAAUGAGAGACUUACAGAUGUUAUUAUAGCUCUCAUUAUGUCUGAGAAGAAUUUGGGACCAAAAAUAUACGGUCUCUUCGAAAGCGGACAAAUCCAGAAAUAUUAUCAACACCAAUGCUUUCGUACGGCUGAAACUAAUGAUCCAAAAUUAGUGCAAGAAUUGGCUCAAAAGUUGGCGAGAAUUCACUCGACAGUGGUUCCCAUAAAGAAGAACUCGAAUUGGAUUUUCGACUUUUUCGACAACUCAUACGACGACGCCUACAAACUGUUUGACUUAAAGGCAUUGUAUAGAGAGACAAAUUGUGAGACAUUGCUUAGACAUGACUUGAAAGACGAGUUGGAAUGGCUUAAGAAAGUGAUCACUGAAAUCGAUUCCCCCAUAACUUUCACUCACAUAGACUUCAGGGGCUCUAAUAUAAUGGUCACAGAAAAUGAUGGGAUAGUUGUCUGUGAUUUCGAGUACUCAUGCAAUGGGAACCGUGGCUACGAUUUCGGCACUAAAUUUGCUGAAUGGGGCCGAGAAUUGGCUGAUAUUAUGAAGCAAUUUGAAUUUCCCGAAGACUCAGCAUUUAAGCCAUUCAUUGAUGAAUACAUGAAAGAGUCCACAAAAUUAUUGGGAAAGGCAUUCAGCUCAGACAAGAGAAACACAUUCUCGCACAUCUUAAAAGAGGGCAAAAUAUUUACGUUGGUUUCCAAUAUGUUUAUGAUCUUAAUGUCAAUUAAGGCUAAGGAAUCAGUUAUCAAAGAAAUCCCUUUUGAUAAGAAAGCAACCAUGCCCUAUGUUGAGAUGUUCUACAAGAACUAUUAUCACCUCAAACACAGGUUCAUUGCAGACAAAAAGCAAAUCAUGGAAACAAAAACCGAACAAAUGUCUAACGAAACUGAAAAUAAUUCUAAACCUAAGAAAACUUUUAAAGACUUGACAACUCUGGAAGGACUUAAUUUGGAUGAUAUAGAUCUGAUCAAAGGUGAGACACCACCGGAUAUCAAAGAGAGAUGUCUUGAACUAUGCAAACAAUACUUAUCCGGCAAUUGGACGCAACAAACACUGGAUACCAUUCAAGUGACGCGAGUGUCGGGAGGUAUGACUAAUCAGUUGUAUUACUGCGGGAUAACCAGUCCAUCAAUGGAGUCGGCAGAUGUACCACAAGAAGUGGCUGUAAGACUGUAUGGACCGAAAUAUUUUAAUAAUCAAGAUUGUGGUGGGAAUGAGAGACUGACUGAUGUUGUGAUCGCUCUAAUGGUGUCCGACAGCAAAUUGGGACCAAAAGUGUACGGA
This is a messenger RNA of Oppiella nova, 2718 nucleotides long. NCBI's taxonomy places the organism in Eukaryota, Metazoa, Arthropoda, Arachnida, Sarcoptiformes, Oppiidae. The record is from the annotation of a GenBank genome assembly.